Elgaria multicarinata webbii is the source of this 8443-nucleotide messenger RNA. RefSeq names its product ankyrin repeat domain 44 (gene ANKRD44). Lineage: Eukaryota; Metazoa; Chordata; Lepidosauria; Squamata; Anguidae. Gene Ontology annotation, biological process: protein localization to ciliary inversin compartment. Gene Ontology annotation, molecular function: protein binding. The coding region runs from base 115 to 3144 and encodes 1009 amino acids. The record is from RefSeq and is a predicted model, not a curated record. Gene Ontology annotation, cellular component: cytoplasm; ciliary inversin compartment; nucleus. The transcript is spliced from 28 exons.
GGAGGAGGAGGCUUGUCAGCUGCAGCAGGUCUAGCGUCUCCUCUUUUCGAACGUGGCUUGACAUCUCCAGGCAGCGGAGCUGCAUGUGUGUGAGCACAACCCGAGCGAGAGAGAAUGGCAGUGCUCAAACUCACCGACCAGCCACCGCUGGUCCAAGCUAUUUUCAACGGUGAUCCUGAUGAGAUACGUAUGUUAAUCUACAAAACAGAAGAUGUUAAUGCUCUGGACACAGAGAAGCGGACGCCUCUUCACGUUGCUGCUUUCCUAGGGGAUGCAGAGAUCAUUGAGCUCCUCAUCUUGUCUGGGGCUCGUGUCAAUGCCAAGGACAACAUGUGGCUGACUCCUCUUCACCGUGCAGUUGCUUCAAGGAGUGAAGAAGCAGUGCAAGUAUUGAUUAAACAUUCGGCCGAUGUCAACGCCCGGGACAAGAACUGGCAGACCCCUUUGCAUGUAGCAGCUGCAAAUAAAGCUGUGAAGUGUGCUGAAGUGAUCAUUCCCCUUCUGAGCAGUGUCAAUGUCUCUGACAGAGGGGGUCGGACCGCGUUACACCAUGCAGCUCUGAAUGGCCACGUUGAAAUGGUGAACUUGCUUUUGGCUAAAGGGGCAAACAUUAAUGCCUUUGACAAAAAGGACCGAAGAGCUUUGCACUGGGCAGCAUACAUGGGCCACUUGGAAGUUGUUUCAUUGCUGAUUAGUCAUGGUGCUGAGGUGACAUGUAAGGAUAAGAAGGGUUACACUCCACUUCAUGCUGCUGCAUCCAAUGGGCAGAUCAGUGUGGUGAAACACCUCCUCAAUCUCGGUGUGGAGAUUGAUGAAAUGAACGUCUAUGGAAAUACUGCACUUCAUAUCGCCUGUUAUAAUGGGCAGGAUUCUGUGGCUAAUGAGCUGAUUGACUAUGGAGCGAAUGUCAACCAACCUAAUAACAGUGGAUUCACUCCCCUGCAUUUUGCUGCUGCUUCUACUCAUGGAGCUCUUUGUCUGGAAUUGCUAGUGAAUAAUGGGGCAGAUGUUAACAUUCAGAGUAAAGAUGGGAAGAGUCCAUUGCACAUGACAGCUGUCCAUGGGAGAUUCACACGGUCCCAAACUCUCAUUCAGAAUGGAGGUGAAAUUGACUGUGUUGAUAAGGAUGGCAACACCCCUCUCCAUGUGGCGGCAAGAUAUGGACAUGAGCUUUUGAUUAACACCCUAAUAACCAGUGGAGCUGAUGCUGCCAAAUGUGGCAUCCACCGUAUGUUCCCCUUACACUUGGCAGCACUUAAUGCUCAUGCUGACUGCUGUAGGAAGUUGCUGUCAUCAGGACAAAAGUAUAGCAUAGUGUCCUUGUUUAGUAAUGAGCACGUGCUGUCUGCAGGCUUUGAAAUAGACACCCCAGAUAAAUUUGGAAGAACGUGCCUCCAUGCCGCUGCUGCAGGAGGUAAUGUUGAUUGUGUGAAACUCUUGCAGAGCAGUGGAGCAGAUUUUAAUAAAAAGGACAAAUAUGGAAGGACACCUUUGCACUAUGCAGCUGCAAAUUGUCAUUUCCAAUGUAUGGAGACACUGGUGACCACAGGGGCCAAUAUUAAUGAAACAGAUGACUGGGGACGAACGGCUUUACACUAUGCUGCUGCCUCAGACAUGGACAGAAAAAGAAAGAAUAUUUUGGGUAACUCCCAUGAAAAUGCUGAAGAACUUGAAAGAGCCAAUGAAAUGAAGGAAAAAGAAGCUGCAUUGUGUCUAGAAUUUCUUCUUCAAAAUGAAGCCAACCCAUCAAUCCAGGACAGAGAUGGAUACAAUACAGUGCACUACGCCGCUGCUUAUGGACACAAGCAGUGUCUAGAACUGCUUCUGGAGAAAACCAGCAACGUUUUUGAGGAAUCAGACUCAACAGCUACAAAAAGCCCUUUGCACUUAGCUGCCUAUAAUGGUCAUCAUCAAGCCUUGGAAGUGCUUCUUCAAUCUCUGGUAGAUCUGGAUAUUAAGGAUGAAAAGGGACGUACUGCCCUAGACUUGGCUGCGUUUAAAGGACACACUGAAUGUGUUGAAGCUCUCAUCAACCAGGGUGCUUCCGUCAUAGUCAAAGAUAAUAUCACCCAACGGACCCCUCUUCAUGCCUCAGUCAUCAAUGGACACACACCAUGUUUACGGCUUUUAUUAGACGUAGCAGAUAACCCCGAUGUAACAGAUGCCAAAGGACAAACUCCAUUGAUGCUGGCAGUGGCUUAUGGACACAUAGAUGCGGUUUCCUUGUUACUUGAAAAAGAAGCCUCUGUGGAUGCAGCUGAUAUCUUGGGGUGCACUGCUUUACACCGAGGGAUUAUGACCGGACACGAGGAAUGUGUUCAAAUGCUGUUGGAACAAGAAGUAUUGAUUUUGUGUAGGGAUGCCAGAGGCAGGACACCUCUACAUUACGCAGCAGCUCGUGGUCAUGCUACAUGGCUGAGUGAAUUGAUGCAGUUGGCGCUUUCAGAAGAGGACUACAGUUUUAAAGAUAAUCAGAGUUACACACCUUUGCACUGGGCUUCUUAUAAUGGUAGUGAAAGCUGUAUAGAGGUACUGUUGGAACAGAAACCUUUCCGCAACUUCAAUGGAAACCCUUUCUCCCCAUUGCACUGUGCUGUAAUCAACGAUCACGAAAAUUGUGCAUCACUACUCAUUGGGACCAUUGGUGCUGGCAUUGUCAAUUGUAAAGAUGAAAAGGGAAGAACACCACUACAUGCAGCAGCUUUUGCUGAUCACGUGGAAUGCUUGCAGCUUCUCUUAAACCACAAUGCACAAGUAAAUGCUGCAGAUAAUUCAGGGAAAACACCACUUACGAUGGCUGCUGAAAAAGGUCAUGUAGGGGCUGUAGAUUUUUUGGUGAACAGCGCCAAGGCCGAUCUAACUUUGAAGGAUAAGGACUUGAAUACAUCCUUGCACUUGGCUAGCAGUAAAGGACAUGAAAAAUGUGCCUUGUUGAUACUUGAGAAGAUACAAGAACAGAGCCUUAUUAAUGCAAAAAACAAUGCAUUACAGACACCUCUUCAUAUUGCUGCACAGAAUGGCUUGAAGAUGGUCGUUGAGGAGUUACUAGCAAAAGGGGCAUGUGUACGAGCAGUAGAUGAAAACGCUUCUAGGUCAAAUGGACCCUGUUCCUCGCCUGAAAAAGAUGUACAGAAAGAAGAAUGAGACUCUUAAAAUACAAAGAACUAACCAGCUAUACCAUGAGGACCAAAAGGCUUCAGUAUCUUAAAUGGGAAGACUUUAUUAUUUUUUUAAUAAUGCAAGUAACUUUUCUAAUCACAAAUGCACACAAAGUGUUUUCCGUAAUUAAGAGUCUUGGCUGUAUUGUACACUUAAAGACACAAAUUUCUAGUAGAUACUUUGACAUUUGUAACUGAUGAUGAUGUGUUGAUCACAGUUUAUUUUUCCAGACUAGAUAAUGUUCAUACUUUUAAUGUAAAAUGUGUUUAUAUUUAUUUGAAAUGAAACAAGUGCCCAGAAAAAAAUGACCAUGGUUUGUUCUCCUUUUAAAGUUCCUUUAUGUCUUUAUUAGCUAGGAAUUUAGGCAAGCCUAGUAUGCUGAGUUUGAUAGAAAGAAUGGGCACAUGAUGAAGCUACUGUUUAUUGGUUCUUAUACAGCAAGCUGGGAGUAAUGUAAAAGCAAAACUGUGUUCAUACCCAGUUUGGCAUGGGAAGUGGUGGUGUUUGCUUCAUGAUUUUAUGGCAUUUGUUGCUAGCAGGGCUGACCCUAUCAUUAGACAAAGUGAGGCAACUGCCUCAGGCGGGAGAUGUUUGGGGGAAGCAGUAGUAGUUACCUGUCCAUUCUUACUGAGACCCCAGUCACUUCCUCUGUUAGAGGACAAAGUUGUUUGUGUCACAUGCCCUGUCCCGCAUGCCAUAAACUAGCCAUUGCUCUCAGGUCCGGUGGAGGUGCGCACUGUGCAGUCAUCAGCAUUGAAGUAAAAGUGCAGUCCAGUUUGUUUCUUUACAUGGAAGGGUGGUGGUGGGAACUUUGUUCUUUGCAUCAGGUAGCAAAAUAUCUUGGCCCAGCCCUGGUUGCCAGAGCAGAGGAGAACAGAUAGAAAAAGUCCAUGGUGAAUUUAUUCCCUCAGUAAAGAAAUUAUGUUCCACAUUUCAUAGUACAAACCAAAGGGAGGAGACAGAAGGGAACUACCAUUACUCUCUCAUUGAAGCAAGAUAUAUAGCUCUCCUCACCCAAAAGAUAAAAACAAAGUAAGUUUCAACCUGAGACUGCAUUUUCAUCCAACAACAUAGAUGUAUAUAUUGACCCUGGGUGCACUUUUCAUUGCAGACUUUACACAGAAGUAGACCUAAAAUAUGGUUCUAGGAGAUUGUCACUUACAUGGUAGUAAACAAUGUCCCCAAAUAGCAGCCACAAAAAGCUCCUGGAAUUAAAAAAAAAAUGUCUGCCAAAACCCAACUGAAUCCUUGGUUCUGGAAUAUUUUUUGUCAUAGCCAAUGAGACGUGAUAAGGUAAAAAGUUUCCAGAAAAUACCGGUCCAGGGAGGCAGAUUUGAGUAUUCAUAUGGAUUUACUUUUCUGAAAACCAAAAAAGCCUGGAACAAAAAAUAUCCCAAGGCAUCUAUUGAUUUUUUAUCAUUGGGAUGCCAAUGAUCUCAGUCAACAUUAAUGUAUUAGGAUCAAAACAUGUCUAAAAAAUGCCCCAUGAUACAAGUAGACAGAAUGAAGGGCACAUCUUCUGUAACUACAAAUGUGGAUUUGUUUGGCGGAUGUUAUAUUACCCCAAGAUGCAUUUGAACGUGGCUUGGGAUAGUAAAUUACCUCUCAAACCACUUGUAUCAGUUUCUUUGGUUUUGUUCCAUGAAAGUUUUUCACGUCACAUUUUGCACUCUGGUAGGGAUACUGAAGUACAAAAUAAAUGGGGACCACUUUAGUUGUUAAGGCUCCAUGUGUCUAUAAAUUGCCACUAUCAGCUUUAACACAGAGACAUGGUUCGCUCGUAAUGGAAAUCUGGGGUUAAUAAACUCACAAACUGCAAAAUCCAGCAUGAGCAAAUGAGCUACUGUGGCACGCUCAUCAUUACCACAUUUAAUUAACAACCUACAAUUGCUCCGUAAGUAGGUUAUUAGCAUUACAUCCAGUCCCAGACCCUGGGUUGUUUAGUGGUUAAAUAACUCAACCUAUGAUUUGUUACUGGAUUAACUCUGAGUUGUUUAACCCCUAAACAACCCAGAGGGUCUCAUUUUGGACAUUUCAUUAACAACCAAUGCAGGGGGUGAUUGAAGGUUGUUAACUGAAAGUGCAAGUGACAAUUUGUGCCGGAGGCAGCACACUCACUCAUUCCUGCUAGAUUUCAGCAAUUUGUGGGUUAACCUACAACUGCAGUUGCAUGCUAACCAGGUCACACAAAAAUGGUGACUGGGAUUCUUAUGUUUUUUUGUGGGGUUCCCCCCCCCCCUGUUUUUUUGUUUGUUUAUACUCCAGCACAUUUCCUUGGCUAGGGAAAGUACUGGAGUCUGGUUUCCACUAAGGUCUUGAGAAAAUGGGCAUAGGCUGCAGAGUGCUCCAUAAAACUCAAUGUUAGACUCUGCAAUGAAUCCAUGGCCAGAGCUAGACCUAAGGUUUAACCCAGGAUCAUCCUGGGUUCAUCCCUGCCUGAGCACUGGAUGCCCUGUGUGGCACUUAGAUGAACAGGUUUGACCCCAGGACAAUCCUGGGAUAAACCUUAGGUCUAGCUACGGCCCAUGACUGCAAGAUGCAAUCACCAGCUCAUCAAGCAUCCAGAAGUUCAAAUGCCAGGUUUUAUUGAGCACAACAGCCCAAGCCUGCUAUUCUCGAAACAUGAACAUGAGGAGGUUGUGUUUUAAAUCCUGUUUGAGAGGGAAGGGGGGUAAUGCUCUAAUUUUGCAUGCUAAAGUCUGUGUUGUCUAGAAGGAUUGAGAAUUACUACAUCAGAUCCUGCAGCAGGCACACCAAAGGGACAUGCAUAGUUUGGGAGAUUACUUAUCAGCUACUGACAAUAUUUCAUAAAUAAAAGUCUGAAAAUUCCCAUUUUAAUAAAAAAAGCAAACUUAGAUGUUUUAGUCUUGUGAGGACGUCUAAAAUACCUAUAAUUAUAAUAAUAUACACAAUCCUGUAUCAGCAUAAGGUCUGAGAGGAAGAAAAAUGGCCAAGGAAGAAACAUCAAAAUGACUGCCAGUAAGAGUUAAACAAUCAUGUUAUUCCCAUCUACUGUACUUUGCUGAGCUAUUGUGGAUCAGAUUGGUGGGAAUUAUAAAAUUGAAGGGCUCUCUCCCCCGACUCCAAAUCCUUGAAAUCGAAAUGGAAAACCUUUACUGACUUUAAUGAUUCAUAUAUUUUCCUCCCUUCAGCUGCAAUGUGAAAUCUUAGCAUCUAAAUCAUAGGUUUUCCCUGUUAGUACUGUAACUUUUUAUAACUGAAGCAGGCAUUUUAAAAUAUUACUGAACAGCACUUGAAAUGAGGGAGAAACAUUGGUUCUAUGUAGAAUUGAGAAGAAACCCCUAAUUUCUUUUUAGUUCUGGGCUGAUCAUUAUUUAAAGAAGCAUGGGAUUUCUUUACAGCAGAGAGAGAAGGUGAAAUACAAGUGACUCUUCACCUACAGGGCAGAAGUGCCCUCUCUCCUGCACCUCCAAAAUCUGCUCCAGAGGAGGACCUUUGAGCAGAUUUGGAAGUUAAAGAGAAUAGGAGAGGAAGUCCCAUUGCACUUGCAUAAAUCCAUUUGUGCGAAGCUGGUUGUUACCCACAGUAAUCUUGUUACUCUAUAACAUCCUUCCCCAACCUGGUGCCAAUAGCCAUGCUGGCUACAUCUACAGAGCACCAGGUUGCAUAAGGCUGUUCUAUAGUGAUUUCUUAAACUAAUAUAUUCUUCAACAUAUUAGUUGGACGUACUUAACAGGAUUGCCUUUCUUCAAGGCUGGAAUCCUCUGCACCACUAUAUAGAAGUAAGUUCCACGGAACUAAGUGGAACUUACUUCCAUGUUCACACUUUUAGGAUUGGGCUGCAUAGUGUGUCAUGCCUUUUCCCCCCUGUCCCUAAUCCAAACAUAUUAGAAAGCCAAUGUUUUGAAUUACGCCCUCACAAUAUUUUUGAUAGUGUGUAAUUUGAGUAUAAAAGAACAGUGCAAUCCACAAUCAUUAAAAAUAAAUAAGAUAUUUGCAAUCUAUUUAAGUGGGGUAUGAAUUUCACUCUAAUUGUUCUCUUCUCUAAAUGGCAAUACUGUUUUGUAGCAGACAAGGAACUGUACUUAAACUAUAGUAAAUAUCAGGUUUGGUCUUGUUUGGAUUCUCCCCCCCCCCCCCCCCCCGUCAGGGGCUAAGCACUCUGUCUGCGCCACUGAAAUCAGUGGGAUUUGCUUUCAAGUAAAUGUGUUUAGGACUGAGAAGCAUGACCUGGAUCGUGAGUAGUAAUGCAUGUACCCUGUCUCUACACCCACAUUUCUGCAUUAACUAGUAUUUAAUUCUUGUGAAACUUCAACUGCAGGGUUAUAAUGCAUGACACUUACCGCUUGCUGGUCUCUAUUGUUUCAAUUGUAAGAUGAAAUAGCUCAGGGGAUUUCUGUUUGUCACUACUAAAAUGGCACCAUGUUACGUUUUGGUACUUUUUGCAGCAAACAUCUGCUGUCCUUAACUAUGAAUUAUGACAAAUGCUUAAAACUCAAUUUCUUGUCUACUCUGUUUAGAAACUUGACAAUGUAUCUGGGUUUCAUCAUAUAAGAAACUUUUAGAGUGCCUUUUUAUAUUUGUGUAUGCUGGGUAUGUAUUGUGAAUAUAUCUUUCUUUCAUUUGAGUGAUACUGAAGCAAUAUAAUACCGAUACUUUUUCAUUUCAAAUCUUAAUUUGAAUGUCGUUUUUUCUUUUUAAAAAUCUACUUGUGUUAACAUGAAAAAUUAAUAUGCUAAAUUUGUAUAGGAAUUGUGCAUAACUUUUUGAAGUGCUGCAAACACUUUCUUAUUACACAAAGCAAACCUUAGGUCAGUGUUAUUGGGAAGGGUGUUUUAAAAUGGUGACAAUCUUGAGUGUGUAUGAAAUACAAUUAUAUGUGUUUGUAAUGCAGUGAUAUACAUAUUAAAAAGCCAAUAUCUAAUGUUUUUUUUUUGUAGUUUUGUCUUCAUAUUUUAUGCUUUUAGCAUGUGCAAUAUAUCUUUACAAACCAUGGUGAUAUGAAUCUGGUGACAGUGUUACAUUUUGUAUGAAAUAUUUGUAAUAAACAAUACGAAAUAUUGUUGAAUGGUUUCAGUGAGUUUGUUGCUAAUUUUUCAAAAUGUAAAUGGAACUUUAAUGACUUACAAAGGAGUUAAAUAACCUGGUUGUACAAAAUGGGUAUAACAGAUUAAUUUGGACCCUGAACUUAUUCAAGCACAGUUUAAUAUCUUUUUCAACUACUGAAUGCUGUAUUAAUUGUAAUGGAUUAACUGCAAAUAAAUAUUGAAAUGCAUUCAGGUGCAUAUUUUUACAAAUAAACGGUACAAAUCUUGCAGCAAAA